GCCGUGCACGGGGCUCCCGCAAUUUGUUCGCACCGGCUCGAGGGAAACACAACGCACGUAGGCAGAGCCGCGGCCGAUCCACUGCCGCCAUUUUUUUGAACCACCGCCGCCUCACCCUCGAAUCCUCCUGGCCACGGGAUUUCGUCCCUCGACCCGAACGAAUUUCUUUUUCGCCGAGGGCAAGGAGCCGGCAACAUGAGGUGUUCGGCUUUUUGCAUGUUGCUGCUAACGAGCGGGCCUCUAAUCACUUAUGCCAACAAGGUAGUACUGGUGAUUCCGCAACAGACGAGACGAAUGUAUAAUGGCGGUUCGGGACCAUCAUGGCAGCCACGUUUCAGAAAAUCGUCCCUCGGUAACGAGGUUCAUUACCAAAAGUAUCAUCACAGCCCUCCUGCACACUAUUUCCCGAAAAAAUCCGUGUACAGAAGCCCCCCGUUCCCCCACGGAGGGGAUGACUUCGAUCAAGGCCACGAACACGUUAAUCACGUGCGUAUUCCCUACGGGAAGGACAUCAGCCAUGCCAUUUCGUUUGGAAAAGGUUAUAUCCCUUAUGACAAGAUCAAAGGCAGUUUCUCGUUAGGUCGCGAGAGGAAGCCAAGUUUGCAAGAACAAAACUAUCAACCGGAACCAGAGUUUUCGUCAACCCAGUACACCUCGUCCGAUUCCGAUUACUUACCUUCGGGACAAUCGUACGAAUCCUCGCAUCCGGAAACCUUCUUCCCCGAUCCGGAGACCGCCUUAAAUUACAACGAGAGGCGCAACGAUCGCAAAAAGUUCUACUCCUCCCGAUCAAUCGAGAAGAAUAUCAUUGGGAACAAUCCUUUGAGCUUCGACAAGGAUCAGAUUCUUCUGCUGCAACAGAAAGGCGUGAAUCUGUACAAGAACGUAUCCCCUCAGCCGCAAGAUGGCGUAUUGUUGCCGAGUGGCGUUCCCUCGGCCACUAUAGGCGGUAGUAAAGAGGGGAUAGUGUUGAGAGACACGGUGGCCCUAGACGAGUACCAACAGAAGCUCCAAGAAAUGACCAAAUCCUGGCCGCAAUUCUUGUCCAAUCCGGCCACCGCUUUUGCCAACAAUUAUCAAAGCCAGCACGUGACAGCGAGUUACUCGACAGAUGGCUCUUCGGUCGGUGGCAUCAGUGGCUCCAUCGAUUGGGCAACGAACUUCGCUCAACCGAAGCGAGGUUACGACGUUAAGGAGGAUACCGUGGAGCAGCCGCAGAAUUUCAGGACGCCUGUCUACGCUUCUUCUUAUAAUACUGUCUCUGUUCCCGUGAGCGUGGCGAUACCAGCUAUCGGGCAGGCUGUUCAUGGAUAGAAAUAUCGAUAGAGUUUGAUUUCAAAUCAUUUAAGCUCUUUGCGAGUACUUUUCAAAUGACAUGCAUGGAGGACGGAUGCACGGACCCAUGUGCAAUUAGAUUAAGAUGUUCGUGGGAUGCGGAGAAAGAUUGUUUCUUUAAAGGUAUAGCAAAAGAUCGAACGUUUUUAAGGUUUAUUACCAAUUUUGUAAUUAGAGGUGAAAUUUAGAAUAAAAAUCGUAAAGUUUAAUAAGGAACGGAUAUGUAAGAUAUUUUUAUUAAUUUAUUACAAUGUAAAUUUUAUAGCGUUUCACUUUAAAAACUUUUUGAACGAAACCAUGAAGUUUUCCAUCACAAGUAUGAUAAAUGACAAUUUGUUCACUUUCAUAUUAUACGGCCAAUAUAAUGCCAAUAUAAAUGGCACUUGAAGUGAAAAGAAAGGAGUGUUUGAAAAAAAGAUUAUUGCAAAUUAUUCUAAAUAUUUAUCUGGAGGUUUGAAAUUGUCACAGAAUAGACAUUUUUAUAUAUCUAGAUUUUGUUUCAGUGAGAAUUUAAAAAUGGAAUAGUCUUCUACAUUAUAGCAGAUUGAAAUUUGAGACUAUUAGAGAAAUUAAGAUUCAUCGAUUGAAAAAUGAGGAUUUUUGAAAGUUGCAAACUUCCUUGAGAAAUUUAACAUCUAUCUUGUAAUCGCAUAAUUCACCUUCGACAUGCAAGAGAGUAUUUGUCAUACUAUGCGUCUAAUAUAUAUGUUCUUCGUACAUCGGUGAAAGUAAUCUUUCUUUUUAUCCACCAUUUUGCGACAAACAGUUAGACGAGAUAGGAAAGCACUUUUCUUCUCUAGAAAGUUAUUCGAAAACCGAGUAUUGUAUUUUUUUUUCUACACGAAACUUGUGAAUCGUUUAAAUUGUACGCAUCGAAGGGAGAAAAAUUUAUUUUUCUAUCCUGUUAAUGUGUUAAUGUGUUCUGUCUCUGUAUAUAUAUAUAUUAGCAUUUGUGCAAUAUAGUUUAAACAUUUAAUUGUCAAAUAAGAACGAUUAAAACAACAAGAUUUUAAUAAAAUAAAACACCAUUCUA
Apis mellifera (honey bee) is the source of this 2368-nucleotide messenger RNA. RefSeq lists its product as uncharacterized. Lineage: Eukaryota; Metazoa; Arthropoda; Insecta; Hymenoptera; Apidae. The coding region runs from base 196 to 1314 and encodes 372 amino acids. The transcript has 4 exons. The record is from RefSeq and is a predicted model, not a curated record.